Messenger RNA from Pogoniulus pusillus (Red-fronted tinkerbird), 971 nucleotides. It is a transcript of the gene IAH1, whose product is annotated as isoamyl acetate hydrolyzing esterase 1 (putative). NCBI's taxonomy places the organism in Eukaryota, Metazoa, Chordata, Aves, Piciformes, Lybiidae. The record is from RefSeq and is a predicted model, not a curated record. The transcript has 6 exons. Bases 54 to 785 code for a protein of 243 amino acids.
GCCUCCGCCUCCCCGCCUCGCUCCCGCCCAGCUCCCGGGCGUCCGCCGCGGCCAUGGCGCUGCCGGAGUCGGGGUCCCGGUGCCGGCUGCUGCUCUGGCCCCGCCUGGUGCUCUUCGGAGACUCCAUCACUGAGUACUCCUUCCAGGAGAACGGCUGGGGGACCUUCCUUGCUGAGAGGCUGCUCAGGAGAUGUGAUGUCCUCAACCGUGGGUUCUCAGGGUACAACAGCAGAUGGGCCAAGCUGCUGCUCCCCAGGCUGAUCGCUGCCGGCGCCGGUGCCGAGAGCACUGCUGCAGUGACUCUCUUCUUUGGAGCCAACGACAGUGCUCUGGAAGAGCUGAACCCCAAGCAGCACGUUCCCCUGGAGGAGUAUGCUGCCAACCUCAAGAGCAUGGUGCACUACCUGAGCUCCGUGGGCAUCACUGAAGACAGGGUUCUCCUGAUAACCCCCCCUCCUCUGGGGGAGGCAGCCUGGGAGAAGGCCUGCCUUGCCAAAGGGGAGAGACUAAAUCGCCGCAAUGCCACCACCGGGGAGUAUGCCCAGGCCUGUGUGCAGGUGGCCAGGGCCUGUGGCACAGACGUGCUCGACCUCUGGACACUGAUGCAGAAGGAGCAGGACUUCUCCUCCUACCUGUCUGAUGGCCUCCACCUGUCGGCAGAAGGCAGCAGGUUUGUAGCAGCACAGCUCUGGGCCCGCCUGGGGGAGAAGCUCUCAGCUCUGCCCUCACUGGUUCCUUACUGGCGGGAUGUGGACCACAUGGACCCCGAGGCCACUCUGCUGUGAGAGCUGGUGAGGUGCUGGAGGUGGCCAGGCUGCUGCAAACAUCUGGCUGCAGCCCAGCACCACACUGUAAAUGCUACAGCCCUGGGGAGUAGGGCAGUGGGCAGACCCCUGGCAGUGCUCUUCCUGGUCCCCAGCUCCUGGGCUGUGGAAGAAUAAAGAUUGGGCCACUUGGGGUGUGCCAUAGGA